Adineta ricciae is the source of this 603-nucleotide messenger RNA. The record is from the annotation of a GenBank genome assembly. Lineage: Eukaryota; Metazoa; Rotifera; Eurotatoria; Adinetida; Adinetidae.
AUGCCAAAUCGUAAAAAGCCGAACACGUUAUUUUUGCCAGCUCGAAUUAAACGGCUUAUGCAAAAAGAUGAGGAAGUAGGUAAACUUUCUGCGACAGUUCCGGUGAUUGCAGCGCGUGCAUUAGAACAAUUUCUCGAAGAAUUGAUUACUAAAACAGCAUUGAUUACAAGUUCACUGCAGGCCAAAACACUGACACCCGAUCAUAUACGUCAACAUAUCUAUGCCGAUCCGCGUCUUUCAUUUCUCCAAGAUUUAGCCAAUCGUAUGGCAAGUGGUCCAAAUAGCACUAGUCGAUCACUUUCCACAUCUUCUGCAACAUCGACACCAUCGGCAACGACGUCUCGUCCGUCAUUUCAACAACAAUUGAGUGUACCUUAUCAAGAUCCAAUGCCAUUGCCAUCGGCAACCUCGUCAAAUCAAACGAAUUUACUUUACAUCAAUCAGCAAUUAAGUCGUUCAUAUUCGAAUGCAAACUAUUAUCCGAAAGUCAAAACGAAUAAACGAAGUUUUGAUGUCGUCGACGAAGAUCAAGACGAUGAGGAUGAAGACGACGACGACGACGAUGAUGAUGAACCAUUCAUAGCUGGCCACACAGCCACAUGA